AUGGAUUCCGUUUCUAAAAAUAUGGAUAGAGCGAUUGCUGCUGAAGGCAGUAAUGAAGAGGAGUUUGAUCUGUCUAGCGCUGAUUCUUCCCUUGUGAUAGCGACUGAAAGUAGGAUACAAAGGAUCUCCCGGGAAUACCUCAAACCCAACAUUGGGUUGGUUUUAUUAGUUGUAUCACAGUUUUUCAAUUCUCUGAUGGUGGUGUCUACCAAAGUCCUGGAGACUGACGAGGUUGGUGAAGACGAAGAACCCAUAAAACCGCUUCAGAUCUUAUUGGUGAGGAUGGCGAUAACUUACAUCGGAACUUUGAUUUACAUGUACUGCAACAGAUCGACUAUCCAAAAUGUACCGUUUGGCCCUUCCUCGAUGCGUAAAUGGCUGGUGCUUAGAGGAGUCACUGGGUUUUUUGGAGUUUUCGGAAUGUACUUUUCGCUGUUGUAUUUGAGCAUAAGUGACGCAGUACUGAUAACAUUUCUGACACCAACAGUCACCGUAAUAUUAGCAUGGGUUGUCUUACGGGAGAAGCUAACCCGAAUGGAAAUUGCCGGGUCCGUAGUCUCGCUGGCUGGUGUCGUGCUUAUCGUCCGUCCAUCGUUCUUAUUUGGAACUAUUGUGGAACCCAGCGGUGCUGUGGAAAGCGAAGAUCCAAAACAAAGGUUGAUUGCUACCAUCGUUGCACUGAUAGGAGUUCUUGGCGCCAGCGCAGUCUACAUCAUAAUAAGAUUUAUCGGCAGCAAGGCACAUGCGAUAUUAAGCGUUAGCUACUUUUCGAUGAUCGUAACCAUUAUAUCUUUGUUCGGCAUAUUGCUCAUACCAUCGAUGAGUUUUCAAGUCCCAAAGGAUCCGAAACAGUGGCUGCUUUUCAGCAAUCUAGGUGUGUGCGGCUUCGUAUUUCAGCUCUUGUUGACGAUGGGCAUUCAAAAGGAGCGCGCGGGAAGAGGAUCGCUCAUGUCGUACACACAACUGAUAUAUGCGGUUUUCUGGGACGUCUCUCUGUGGCACCACUGGCCCAGUUUCUGGAGCUGGCUCGGCAUGAUUGUUAUUCUUACUACAACCAUUAUCGUUGGCAAGUUCAAGCCAAAACAAGACACAAGGACUGCGGUUGUGCCAUUACCCGAUCAAGAAGUGGCAUUGUCAGGUACAAAUUACGAACACGAAGUUGAACACAUUCCCUUAGAUGAGAUAUCCAAAUGA
Zygotorulaspora mrakii is the source of this 1194-nucleotide messenger RNA. RefSeq lists its product as uncharacterized. The coding region runs from base 1 to 1194 and encodes 397 amino acids. Gene Ontology annotation, cellular component: membrane. The record is from RefSeq and is a predicted model, not a curated record. NCBI's taxonomy places the organism in Eukaryota, Fungi, Ascomycota, Saccharomycetes, Saccharomycetales, Saccharomycetaceae. The transcript has a single exon.